AUGCAGAUGAAGAAGAAAGAAGGAGAAGUGGAAGAAGAAACAAGAGAUGGAACUGUGGACUAUUAUGGUCGUCCCUCUAUUCGUUCCAACUCGGGCAGAUGGGUUGCUGGCAUCAUCAUUCUCGUGAACCAGGGGUUGGCGACGCUAGCGUUCUUUGGAGUUGGAGUGAAUCUAGUGCUGUUCCUAACUCGCGUUUUGCAGCAAAACAACGCAGAUGCAGCGAACAACGUUAGCAAAUGGACAGGAACUGUUUACAUCUUCUCGUUGGUCGGAGCAUUUCUCAGCGAUUCUUACUGGGGUCGUUACAAGACUUGUGCAAUCUUCCAAGUCAUUUUUGUCAUCGGACUUUCAUCGCUCUCGCUAUCAUCCUACAUGUUCUUGAUCAGACCAAGAGGUUGCGGGGAUGAAGUCACACCUUGCGGUACACAUUCCACGAUGGAGAUCACAUUGUUCUACCUUUCAAUCUACUUGAUCGCAUUGGGGAAUGGCGGGAAGAAUGCUUCAGGAGAUACAGGGAGGAGGAUAGUUCACACAGAUGAGUUCAAGUUCUUGGACAGAGCAGCGUACAUCACAGCUAGAGAUCUUGAUGACAAGAAACAAGGCGGAGUGAAUCCAUGGAGGCUUUGUCCUGUGACACAAGUUGAGGAAGUCAAGUGUAUUCUUAGACUAAUGCCCAUUUGGCUCUGUACUAUCAUCUACUCGGUCGUCUUUACACAAAUGGCCUCUCUAUUUGUGGAGCAAGGCGCAGCGAUGAAGACCACUGUCUCGGAUUUCAAAAUCCCUCCAGCAAGUAUGUCCAGCUUCGACAUCCUUAGCGUUGCUUUGUUCAUAUUCAUCUACCGCAGAGUUCUCGAGCCACUAGCCAACAGAUUCAAGAAGAAGGAUGGAACAAAGGGAAUCACCGAGCUCCACAGGAUGGGAAUCGGCCUUGUGAUUGCUAUCUUAGCUAUGGUUGCAGCCGGGGUUGUGGAAUGCUUUAGACUUAAAUAUGCAGACAAGAGUUGCACUCACUGCGAUGGCUCAAGCUCACUAAGCAUCUUCUGGCAGGUUCCACAAUACUCACUCAUCGGAGCAUCAGAAGUGUUCAUGUACGUUGGUCAGCUUGAGUUCUUCAACGCGCAGACACCAGACGGACUAAAGAGCUUUGGAAGCGCUCUGUGUAUGAUGUCAAUGUCGAUGGGGAACUUUGUGAGUAGCUUAUUGGUGACAAUGGUGGUGAAGAUCUCUACAGAAGACCACAUGCCUGGUUGGAUUCCAAGGAACCUCAACAAAGGUCACUUGGACAGAUUCUAUUUCCUCCUGGCUGCAUUGACUAGCAUAGACCUGGUGGUGUACAUUGCAUGUGCAAGGUGGUACAAAUGUAUAAAACUGGAAGCGAAAGAUGAGAUGCAAGACAUGAUGAGUGAUGAUGAAAAUGAUACCGACAGUGAUGACUACGAGGAGCCAAUGAAGGAUACUAGAGUCUAA
This is a messenger RNA of Eruca vesicaria subsp. sativa (arugula), 1467 nucleotides long. Lineage: Eukaryota; Viridiplantae; Streptophyta; Magnoliopsida; Brassicales; Brassicaceae. The record is from the annotation of a GenBank genome assembly.